This is a messenger RNA of Pseudocercospora fijiensis CIRAD86, 1271 nucleotides long. RefSeq lists its product as uncharacterized. Bases 351 to 1211 code for a protein of 286 amino acids. The record is from RefSeq and is a predicted model, not a curated record. NCBI's taxonomy places the organism in Eukaryota, Fungi, Ascomycota, Dothideomycetes, Mycosphaerellales, Mycosphaerellaceae. The transcript has a single exon.
CCGGAAACCUCCGAAUUAUCUCAAGAUAAUGUGAUAGUCCGGAAAUACUGACGAAGAAUUUCGCAUUGAUUGAGUGAGAAUCUGUGAGAUGCCACUGAGAUUUUUAUCGCGCUUCCAAAAUAGAAAGCCGUAGCCCCGCCACGGCCGAGGCAAAGAUUGUCGUCAUCAACUGUACUUCGAUCUCGCGAUAGUACUCUACUCUAACAAAGCUUCAGUCGGGAGCGUGGUACAGUCCAGAAUUUCGAAGAAGGUCCGACUCAUGAAAGGAGCAGCGUGGGAGGCGGAUAGAUGUGAAGGAUCAUAAUGUUGAGUUGAAAAGGGCUCCCGGAGUUAUCAACGGCAGGCUAGGCAUGCCAGACAUGGAGAGCAUGACGACUCUUGCAAGUGCGAGCGACGCCAGCUUCCUUGGACUUCCGAGAGAAUUGCGAUUGCAAAUCUACCAGCACGUCUUCGAUUUGGACUUGAAUUGUAUCAUACUGGACUGCUGGAGGGACACGCACACGCAGAAUCAUGGUUUCAAAAGUGUUCCUGACCUCAACCUCGAGUCGAAAUUGGUCAUACCAUGGCUUACUCUGAUGCUAACCUGCAAGACAUUCGCAGUAGAGCUCCGAGCAGCAAUGCUCGAAAGUCGGUUCGCUGAUAUAAAGAGAAAUGUGACGUGGGCAUUGGAUCUGGAGGCCACUCGGGGUGGCAUGACCCUGGGCACCACAUCCUGGCAGCGCAUACCGUGUCCUCCAGAAAAAGUGCAAAUUCUCGAAGCCUCCUAUAACGCAUCAAGAGGGUUCCAGGCCUGGGGCGUUGGUGGUCCGCAUGGCAUCACAUCCGGACUAUAUCAGACGCUUAACCACAUCUUCCACUGCGGCCCAAGAUUCGACUCACAACAUCCGUUGCCAAAGCCGAUACAUAUCAUGGAACUUCGCGUAAAGGUGGAAAGUCGAGAUAAAGCUGACCGGGUGUAUGACGACGACCACUACAUGACGCUCUCGGAUCGAGAUACGGAUCCACACACGACACUCAUCGCGCUUGGAAGUAUCGUAGGGCAGAUUGUCACGACUGGGGUUCUUCGUGGGUUCGUAGAUGAGAUCAGAGUAUUCACAUCUGACAAAGAGCUGUCAUGGACGCCAAAGGAUGUCGCAGGUGAAGGGAUACCUGAGUAUUGGAGUCGCUAUGGGUUCGAUUGGGGCUUAUCUCUGUACCAAAAUUCGCAGUAGGCGCUUUGGCUAGUGUGUAGUAGCCGGGUAUCAUCGUCUUGGAAAAGAGUUCUCAGCGCC